CGCAGCAACGUCUCCCUGACACCGCACUGAACGCAGCCCCGCUGCUGCAGUCCUGCCCACCGCUGCUUCAGGAAUGCAGUGGUUAAAAGCCGCACCGAAGAGCUGCAAUGUUGGCAGAUUUGAAUGAUUUGUUAGAUGAAGUAAAGAAUACGCCCCCUUAACACACUUUGGGCUAAAAAUGGAUAACUCCUUUGUGGAAGAAGUGGCUGCAUCACUGGUGAGAGAAUUUCUCAGUAGAAAGGGUUUGAAGAAAACUAUCGCUACCAUGGACCGAGAAUGUCCACGUUCUACACUUAGCAUCAAUAACAGGAAUGAACUUCGAAAUCUCCUACAUCUAAACUCCUUGUACAAACAGAACAAGGCAAAGGAGAACCCACUUAAAACACUUCUUGAAAUUAUUACUAGUUACUUCCUUGAGCACACUGGGACCUCUAGAACAACAUCAGGUUCUGCUUUGACACAUCCUCAAAGUAAGAGCUCAUCAGUUCAGCUACCCGACUACUCUGAUGAAGAACAUGUGCAUCGGAGCACCAUUAUAUCUGAUGCAAGCAAAACUGAAGAGUACAGAUACGAUGUUGAGGAUUCACUAGAUAAAAUCCUUCCAUCCAGAAAACAUCAGUGCAAAAGUGAAAAAUGCCACACAGGGACCAUAUACAACAGCCACUCACUCUCUGAUGGGGAUAAAAAAUUGAAAGAUAGUCGGGAGGAUUUAAAAGCAGCAACGAGUUCUGAGGAGGUGAAAGCCACUGUGAAGGAAAAGCAAAGGCCCAGGUCUGGUCUCCUUGUCAGAGGAAUGAUGGCUGGACCAAUAGCAAGCUUACCAGAGGAUUUGCAAAAAAGGAGGCUUGCAAAACGGUCCAUUAGCAUAAGCAGCACAGGACAAUUCAAGGGUGAGGAACAUGACAAAAAUGACCUCAGUGUCCCAAGUACUGAUUUUCAAGAAAGUAAAGGAUCUUCAGCACAAUCCACAAGUUACUUCUUUUCACACGGUGAUAGUGCCUUGAAAGGAAAUACGGAAUUUUCAUCAAAGACUUUGUCAAGCUCACAGAUGAGUUCAGCUUCUGAAAAACUAAGAAGCUUCCGCAAAGAUACAGAUGACUCUUUUGCCACACUGCUGUCUGAAAGAGGGAAGACCAAGACAGAAGAAAGAAAAUCUAUUCCGAGCUUUGCUAUGGACAGCAAUGAAAAAAGCCUUAAAGCGAAUGCUCCUCACAGACAUUCAGGGACUGGAAGAGAGAAGAGAGAAAGAUCACUCAAGAAAAAUGAGAGUCAGUUAUCAGGCCACAGGAAGUCUCCAGCAUCCACCUGCAAUAAAGAAGAUCCAAUGAAAGAUGUACUAGAACUAGUUGAUGUUGAGGAUGAAGCAACAACUGCAGAAGUUAGUAAGAUCCCGGACCUUUCAACAUUGUAUAUGCUUCAAGUAGCAUCAAAGGCAAUUGAUAUUUCACUUGCAAAAGAAAUAAAAAAUCUUUUGUUUGGCUCUAGUCUUUGUUGCUUCAGUGAAGAAUGGAAAAUACAGAGUUUUACAUUUAAUAACAUACCUCAGUUAAAAUAUGGCAUCGUGCAAAAAAAGGGUGGCCCAUGUGGAGUACUGGCAGCAGUUCAAGCUUGUGUCCUACAACAGCUUAUCUUUGGAGACAGUAACAGGAAUAAAGACACCCGCAGUCUUCAGCCUUCAGAAGUUCACAGAACCAAAUGCCUCACCAUGGCUAUUGCAGACAUAUUAUGGCGUGCAGGAGGCAAUGAAAAAGCAGUUGUGGCACUGCCAUCAGGAAAACAGCAGUUCACUCCCAUAGGAAAAUACAAAGCGGAUGGAAUCUUAGAAACUCUAAUACUACAUAGUGCCACAAGACACGAAGACCUGAUUGCAUUUCUUCAGAAGAAUAUUCACCAGUUUGAAACUGGUCCUUAUGGUUGCAUCCUUCUGACUGUGUCUGUCAUCUUAUCAAGAUCUAUCAAUCUAUUUCUGUACUACCAUGAAAUGGGAAAAUACUGAUAAUACUGCAUCAGGAAGAAAUACUUGCCACUAAGACUCUUCUCUUCAGUGCUGCCUUUUUGUUGACCUAAAGCACCACACAAAGCAUUGGGUUGUGAAUUAAGAAAAAGGGAUUUAUACUGAGUAAAGCCUUUGAUUCACCACCUGAUGAUGAAUAGGAAUCUUUUAAGUCAUGUGACUUAAAAUUAAUAUAAUUUACUGUUUAAAGUGAUAUUAAAAUUACACACUGAAGAUUCCAUGCAAGGACAAAAGACUAUUAGCGGUAGUGAUUUAUUCAUUCCACCGAUUUUGUCACUUUAUUUUGUCUGAUUUAACAUCAGGAUGAACAAAUGCUUCAGAUUUGCUUGUAAACAGUGAGUCUCUUCAUAGCCCAGCAGAAAACAGGACGCAUUGUUAUAGUUUUCCUGUAUUUUUACAAUGCAUGAGAGGUACUCAUGCAUUAAAAGCUGACACCUUUUAUUAUAAUAAAAAUAAAUACACCUGCGUUGGAUUUGGUAAGUCUUUGGAGGUACACAGAUAAUAAUCUUAGUGAUUUAUAAUCUUGUAGCUAUAUGCCUGAUGUUUGUUUCCUCAUCAGCAGAGAUGAUUUGAAAGGCAGAUGUGCGUCUUCUUGAAACUCUGAGAUACACCUCUAAACUCCCAUAUUGUUUGUACCUACAGAUCA
Struthio camelus australis is the source of this 2660-nucleotide messenger RNA. The record is from RefSeq and is a predicted model, not a curated record. NCBI's taxonomy places the organism in Eukaryota, Metazoa, Chordata, Aves, Struthioniformes, Struthionidae.